Molecule: messenger RNA, 3669 nt
Organism: Calidris pugnax (ruff)
Lineage: Eukaryota; Metazoa; Chordata; Aves; Charadriiformes; Scolopacidae
Gene: PROB1
Product: proline-rich basic protein 1
Exons: 2
Coding region: 1-3669 (1222 amino acids)
Cellular component (GO): nucleoplasm
Source: RefSeq, a predicted model, not a curated record
AUGCCCCGUGGGAAGAGGGACCCCGUCCUGCUGUCCCCCGCCGAGCUGCCUGGCACCGACAGCGAGGGUCCCCGCAGCGGUGGGGACGGCCGGCGGUCUGCGUCGGAGGAGGAGGGCCACCUCCCCGGGCUCCCCCGCGACGACCUCGCCAAGAGCAUGUCGGGCUCCUCCGUCUCCUCCUACCACUCUGCCCUGUGCUCGGAGGGGACGGAGACCUUCAAGGACUGCCUGGAGUUUCUGGACGAGGAAGGGACACCCCCCCAGGACGCGGGGCGGCGGGACAACCGUGCCGAAGGGGCUGCCCCGGGGCGCUGGGCUCCGGCGGGGGCCCCUGGCGUCCCCCCGCCGCCCGGCCCCCUCACCCGCCCGCGGCAGGCUCAGCUGUCCACGGCGGCUAAGAAUAGCCCGGCGCCGGGGCAGGGGGGCAGGAUGGGUCCCCUCGGCAGGGACCGGCCGCCUGCCACCGCUGCCACUGCCACCGGCGGGGAGCUGGCUCUGCCCCGGCAGCCCGGGGGGAUGCUCGUUGGGGCGCCCAGCGAUUCGGACGAGGCGGAUGGCGAGGUGCGGGCGCUGACGGCCAGGGCUUUCCGCAGCCUCUCCGGUCCCCCCGGCGCCCGCCUCGACAUGUGCAGCUCCCACACCUCCUCCAGCCUCUCCAACUCUCUCUCGGAGGACGGCGGGCGGCCGCGGCGGUGGCCGGUGGCCGGUGGCGAGUCCCGGGGCACAGUGACAGCCCUCCAUGGCAGGGUGGGCUGGCCCUUCCCCACCGGCGUGGAUGGAGAGCUGCUGGGCUUGCUGGGAAAGGAGCAGUUUGAGUGCGUGGAUGUGGAGCUGGAGAGCGGCGAGGCCAGGAAGGGCCACAGCAAGAAGAGGACCGUCCCCAAGCGCCAGAUCCUGCUGAAGAGGAAGGAGAGGAAGGAGACGGGUUUUGGCCCCUGGGGUGAGAGCCCACCCCCCCAGCCCCUGCCCCCCACCAGGAAGGAGCCCCCCAGGGCCAUCGGGGACGACUUCAGGCUCAACUACAAGCAGUUCAUGAAGACGGCCUCCCUGGAUGCUGAUGCCAGCAAGACCAGGGCGGCCUCUUGCCUGGUGAAAAACGUCCUCGCCAAGAAAAUGCAGUACGAGCAGAGGAUCAAGAUGGAGCAGAAGGGGCUGCGGGGCAGCUCGACCUCCUCCGGGCCAUCUUCUGCUGGCACCGACCUGCUGGGGGAUGGCCUGGAGGGCAAGUCCAGCUCGCUGUCCCGCUCGGACUGCAGCUUCUCAGCCGAGGACCUGCGGGGUGGCGGGAUGCCGGUGGCCGUGGGGGACACCACUGCCACCCGUCCCACCAAGGGAGUGGUGCUGAGCGAGGCGACGAGGGAGAACGUCUGCAAGCUGAAGACGACCUUCAACGAACUCAACGAGAGGAUGAAGUACCAGGAGGUGCUGCAGGGCCACCGGCUGCCCAGUGCCACCGAGGAACCGUCGACCGAGAGGAUCCGCUACCGGCGAGCACGUGCCUUGUUUGAAGCCCAGCCAGAGGUGGGGAAGACGCUGGAUGUUGCCCCCAGAUUUGAGAGAGGGCCGAGGCCGUGGCCCAGCUUGAGGCAGCGAGCCAUCUGCCCCGGCCACCCCCAAACCCUCCCCUUUGAGGCCGACCACCCGGCGCUCCCCGCCCCGCCGCCACGCCGCCUCUUCACCUCCCAGGCGCAGGACGUGAGGCUGGUGCCGCAGACCCGGCAGGAGGAGAAGCCCCCGGCGCCGCCCCGCCAGCCACCCAACACCAGCACCCCAGCACGGAGGUCCCCCCCGGCCAUCCCCCCCAAGCCGGAGGAUAAGGGGAAGGGGCGCAUCCCCCAGCCCCGGGACGUGCGCAAGUUGGUGAAGAGCAGCUACAGCCUCUGCUUUGGAACUGCCGGCGCGUCCCACGGCACCACAGCACUGGCCAGCGGCGGGGAGCCACCGGCAGCCACCCCCCUCGUCAUCCACUGCACCUCGGUCCGCCGACGGGACGCGGCCACCGAGCCCGGGGACGGGGAAGCGCUGGCAGCCACCAGCCGAGAGCCAGAGCCGGCACACGCCGAGGGUGCCGCAAAGCUUGCCAGCGGCCAGCCCUCACCUGCCCGGGGCUCCCCUGUCCACAUCACCAGGGUCCAGGCCACGCGGAGGGAGGUGGCCACAGCGGAGGAGCCACCGGCAUCCCCCCCGCGCCGGGAACGGAGUGAGCUCAGGGUGCCCCCACGGGCGCCCACGGCCGAGGGGGUGCCGCACGUGGAGACCCAUCUCCAUGUCCUGGUGGGCCGGCGGUCCCCGGCGGCAGGCGGGGAGGGGUAUCCGGCCCAGAGCAGCACCGUGCUGCGGACAGAGAAAACCGUUCUCCUCCCACCACCACCUCCAAGUCCCACGGAGGGAAGGGACGGACGUGGCCAGGUUGGCACCAGAGGGCUCUGUGCCACCGAGGGGCCUGAGUCAGCAGUGCAGCAGCAGGGUGGCCGUGAGGGUGGGGACCCCCGAGCCGGACCCCUGGCCAGCAGCAGCGUGCGCCCACAGCCUGGGAAAGCGGUGGAGAGAAGCGCACCAAAGCCCCCCACAAGCGAGCAGGGGUCGGCAGGGAGCAGCAGCUCCGCGGGCAGCACCGGCCCCACCGCCCCGUUGCGAGCCGGGGAGGGCGGCGAAAGUGCCUCUGGGCGGUUGCCGGAGCAGAGGGAGGCCUGGGAGUAUUUGCCGAAGUGGCCGGCAGCCGCUGAGCCGUACCUUCCUGCUUCCCCAGCGGAGAACUCCAACUACUUAGCAAUUCCUGUGAAAGCCCCCAAAUCCUCUCCAAUGCCAAAGCCGCCCUCGGUCCCCAACCCGGCCACUGGGUCAUUUGGGACCCCCGUGGUCCCCAACCCGGCCAGCGCAUCUUUUGGAACCCCCAUGGUCCCCAACCCGGCCAGCUCAUCCUUUGGGACCCCCUUGGUCCCCAACUUGGCCAGCACAUCUUUUGGGACCCCCUCAGGCCCCAAGCCAGCCAGUGCCUCUUUUGGGACCCCCACAGUCCCCAACCCAGCCAGCGGGUCCUUUGGGACCCCCUCUGUCCCCAAGCCAGCCAGUGCUUCCUUUGGGACCCCCCCAGUCCCCAACAUGACCAACUCAUCUUUUGGCUACCCAUCAGCCUCCAGCCUGGCCAGCACAUCAUUUGGGGCUCCCUUGGUCUCCAAUCCCACCAACAAGAUGCUCGUGGACCCCGACAGCGGGAAAUGCUACUACAUGGAGCCGCCGCGGCAGCCCCAGCUGAAAACGCUCUACGACCCUGAGACGGGGCAGUACCUGGAGGUGCUCGUCCCCCCGGUGGCAUCACACGCCGGGCUCUACCAGGCUCCUUUCAACCCCCUGCUCGUGGCCCCGGGGGUCUACGCUCCACCCUACGUGCCCUACGGGGGCUUCCCGGGGCUCCCAGCGGCCCCGCCACCCGCAGCCCCCUCCCCGGCACACCCCGACCUGCCGGCUGCCGAAACCCCCGGCUUCUCCGGGACCUUCAGCCCUGCUCCCAAGGGCGAGGGGCCGCCCGCUGCCGGGGGUCCUGACUGCGGGUACCUGGAGAGCCUCUACUACAUCCCCACGGGGAUGCGGGCCAGCCCCGGCCCCGGGCAGCCCCCCGCCCACGCCAGCCCUGCCGGGCCAGAGAAGGACCCCCCCCUCCGGAUGUGA